AGUGGUCUAGGAAAAUUUGCCGGAUUUUAAGGAGCCGUUAGAGCCUCCCUCGGGAAACCUAGGGGAAAUUCAUCACGGACACUUUUUUCAAUAAAAGCGCUAGAGUCUAUGCUGUGUUCUGAAUGGGAAAAUGAAGAAGUAAAUGAAAAUAAACGACAGAAUGGAUUUCCGUCUUCUGGGUGAAAUAGAUUUUGAAAGGAUGUGGGUGUUUAAGGGUGAAUUUGGUUCGCAAUGAUACAAUUAAUUGGAUUUGUUUGCCUUUCCUUAUAUAUUCCUGCUCAUUAACCUUUCUUUCCUGAACAUUAAUAAGGUGUUAGCCCUCCCACCUUUUAUCACUCUGUACACAGGGAGGAGAGAGAAAGACGGUUUUUUUUUUUUCUUUUGGUUGAAUAAACUGAAUGAAUGUGAAUCUCACCAGAACAAUUGAAUUGAGGAUUAAUAGCAUAACCCUUUUGCCAUUUACAGAAGAAAGUGAAGUUGUGAAAGAUUUAGAGGGGAAAAUGGAAGUUUUUUUUUUUUUUCCUUUCUUUUUGAACAUUUCUUUCCUUUAUUUUCGUUGGUUGAAUAGACUGGAAUGAAUGUAACUGGACACACACAACGAGGCCCGUUACUGACAACUGUAGUAGAUUCCUCGCUUUCUCUCUCCUUCUCGCUUCUUUUUACAUUUCUUUUCUUCUUCUGUUUUUCAUCAUUUCAGUUUGCCUUCACCAUCUCUGCAAAAUCUUGGCUGCAGAGCCCUAAAAGCAGGCUGAUUUGCACUGACCCAAAAUCCAUUGAUUACUUUGAUCCGCAUUCAGGUUUCCGUUAAUGGGUUAGGUUUUAUGACUCCCCAACUACUCCUCUUCUACUCCGCCAUAACCCAUUUCGCCAAAACACCCUCCUGUUUCCUCUGUUUCUUGUGCAGGGACAGGUGUGUGAACACGAGAGAGUCCCCUAUAGAAAGUCUGAGGAUUUCGCGUCGUUUUCAGCUGGGUCUAGUCCCAUUCAUCGAUACUAAGGGUUUCGCAAGUGGGUUUUGCUUUUCUUGGAGAACAGAACUUCGUUUAAGGGUUACCAAGGUUGCUCUGUUUCUCUCUUUGCUGGUUUAGGGUUCGAAGAAGGAGGAUUUCUUCUCUUUCUUCACUCCACUUUCUUUCUUCUGGUGGAUUUCUCGAGGUGUGUUCAAAGUGGUUAUCGAGUGGUGUUUGGUGACUCGGAAAAUGGGGUUAUUUUCAUGAACUGGGGGUGGCUAGCUUUUUGCUGAAAUAUGGGUUGUGCAAGCUCCAAAACUGAGAAAAACGAAGCUCUUCGUCUUUGCAAGGAACGGAGGAGAUUCGUUAAGCAAGCUAUUGAUUCAAGGUACGGUCUAGCAGCUGCUCAUGUUUCUUACACUGAAUCUCUUCGAAAUAUCGGCAUUGCUCUGCGGCGAUUUGCCGAAGCCGAGGCAUUGAUAGAGUCAUCUCUAUCAAUGUCGGCCACCGAACUUGACAAAACCCCAUCACAGUCCUCUUACCCGUCUCCAUCUCCUUCGCACAAUGCUGAAGUUUCAGAUUCCCCAAUGCACAAUGAAAGCCCCCUUUCACCUCCUGUCUCCAGAUUGAGUUAUAUGAGAUCAGGAGCUACUGCUGCUGUGACUGUUAGUGUGAAUCCACCUAAAAAUGGUUAUAUGGAUGAUGAAUCUACAUCAUUUUCAAUGCCACCACCCCCACCACCUCCUCCAGAAGGUGCUUCUUGGGACUACUUUGAUCCCGCUGAUGAUAGUGAAGACUUCAGAUUUGUGGGACUUGAUGGGAUUAAUAUGAAUUUUGAUGAUUUGAGAGCCUGGAAAAGGGUCCAGGGCAAAGAAGUGGGUUUAGAUGGAACUGAUGAACUACAUGAAAUAUCAACAAGGCCAGGAUGGGAGCAUAAGACUCCUGAAGGGUCAGAUUGUAACGACCAAAUGGAAGAGAGCAAUGGCCAUUCAAUUAACUCUGGAGGAACUGAUGGUAUUAGAAAAACAAUUGACUACGAAGUGAAACAUCAGGGAGCAAAAGCUAAGGGGUCUGCAGAAACUAUGUCAAGAAAACAUAUUCUUGACCAAUCUGGUUCAAAGAGGGAAAGGGCCUUGGUAGAGAAAGAUGUGUCAGCAGAAAGAGAGGACCCUUCAGAGUUCAUAACUCAUAGGGCUAAAGAUUUUCUUUCAAGCAUAAAGGAUAUUGAGCAUCGUUUCUUCAGAGCCUCUGAAUCUGGCAAGGAGGUCUCCAGGAUGCUGGAGACAAACAAAAUCGGGAUAGGGUAUUGUGAUGCCAAAGGGCGGUCAUCUGCCUCACGUCUUUUUGGGGCUUUCCAACUAGUUUGUUGCCAGGAAAAAUCUGCACUUGUUUCUCAUGAACCUCUACAACAUGGGACUAAGAUUAUUACAUGGAAUCGGUCAACAUCUUCGAGGUCAUCUUCAUCAAAGAAUCCUCUUACAACUGCCACAACCAAAGAAGAUAAUGAUGAUAGUGGAAGUGAUUUUGUUGAAGAGUUCUGCAUGAUUGCUGGAAGCCAUUCCUCUACUUUGGAAAGACUCUACGCAUGGGAGAGAAAACUCUAUGAUGAAGUGAAGGCAAGUGAAUCUAUCAGGAAGGAGUAUGAUCGGAAGUGUGAUAAGUUGAGGCAUCAAGUAGCAAAAGAUCUUAGCUCCCAAGUAAUUGACAAAACCAGGGCAGUAGUUAAGGAUCUACAUUCACGACUAAGGGUGGCAAUUCAUGCUGUUGAUUCCAUAUCAAAGCGGAUUGAGAAAAUGAGGGAUGAAGAGUUGCAGCCACAACUUGCAGAACUGAUUCAGGGAUUGAUCAGGAUGUGGAAAGCCAUGCUUGAGUGCCAUCACGCACAGUACAUCACCAUCUCAUUGGCAUACCAUGCAAGAAGCUCAACAGGAACUCCACGAGGAGAUCCCCACAGGCAAAUUAUGGCUCAGCUACAGUCCGAGAUUGAAUACUUUGGCUUAAGUUUUGCAGAUUGGAUCAACAGCCACACAUCAUAUGUCGAAGCUCUGAAUGGUUGGCUGCAAAACUGCAUCUUGCUGCCACAAGAGCGUACCAAGAGCAGAAGGCCAUUCUCUCCUCGUCGACUUAUUGCCCCACCUAUAUUUGUUCUGUGUCGUGAUUGGUUAGCUGGGGCCAAAGGUUUGCCAGCAGAUGAACUCAGUGAUGCCAUCAAACAAUUUAUAUCUGAUCUGCAUCAAUUGCUGAGGCAAACAGAGGAACAACAGAAGAAAGAGAAGCCAUUUGAUUCAAAUACCAAUGGAGAAUCGGAGAGCAAAGAUGAUGAGAAGAAUGAGGACAAGUCUUUAAACUUGGGCUGCAUACAUACAAGUCUGGCCAAGGUGCUUGAGCGAUUGACAAAAUUUUCUGAGGCCUCACUGAAAAUGUAUGAAGAUGUUCGACAAAAAAGCGAAGCAGCUCGAAUUGCAUAUUCCACUGGCAAGCCUACCAGACCUGAAGGCUAUGUAAUUAAAGUAUAAGCAUCUCUAAGCUUGCCAUUGGAAAUAGAUAUUUGUAAAAAUCAAAGUUUGUUGCAAAAAAAACCUUUCUGAGUAGAAAUAGAAUAAAUUUUGGGAUUGGUGCUAAA
Vitis riparia (riverbank grape) is the source of this 3573-nucleotide messenger RNA. Its product is annotated as protein ALTERED PHOSPHATE STARVATION RESPONSE 1. Bases 1247 to 3466 code for a protein of 739 amino acids. The record is from RefSeq and is a predicted model, not a curated record. The transcript has 5 exons. NCBI's taxonomy places the organism in Eukaryota, Viridiplantae, Streptophyta, Magnoliopsida, Vitales, Vitaceae.